Penicillium argentinense is the source of this 684-nucleotide messenger RNA. RefSeq lists its product as uncharacterized. The transcript has a single exon. NCBI's taxonomy places the organism in Eukaryota, Fungi, Ascomycota, Eurotiomycetes, Eurotiales, Aspergillaceae. The coding region runs from base 1 to 684 and encodes 227 amino acids. The record is from RefSeq and is a predicted model, not a curated record.
AUGAAGGCGAUGUGGGACGGCUUUUCCCUUGAAUUUAGGUCGGUGAUCUUCGUCAGUUUGCAAGCUACAGAUUUCGAGGAGGUGGCAUUUCCAGAGUUCGGGAAAAUUUUGGACGCUGCAAAAAACGAUAGAGACGGGAUGCACACUGCAUGGAUCGUGAACAAGGACUUGGAUUUUAUACCAUUUUAUGAUUUCAAAACGGACAAAGGGUUAUAUCAUCUUGCCGAGGAACAUUUUAGAACUAGAACUUUUCCUCGUCUUCUCCAUGUCGUCCCAGUUCCUCCUAUUGAGAAAUGGAACCAGCGAUGGGACAAGGGCAGUUGUUUGUUUCCUUAUCUGAGAACGAUUCGCACCAUUGGACCGGAUCACCCUUUAGAGGCAGAGUCUCGAUGGAAAUUCAAGAGAGCCGGCACGGGGACACAGUUUCGUGCGAAUAUCUUUGGACUUCCAGAAGAUGAAGGAGGUGCUCCUAUUGCUGCCGGGGAUCGCCUAACGUUCACCGAUGGCCCAAACGACGUUGAGGGAACCUUGAGUGCCUAUUAUGGAGUCCGAACAGUUUCACCGCGAAGCGUCACGACAAUUGUGGUUGAUCUUGACAAACCCUCGGAAUACCUUGCCCCAGAGCGUCGCUUCACGGUGAAGCAGGACGGCAAGCUUGUUGCGUUGGGGAUUCUGACGGAUUAG